Molecule: messenger RNA, 1731 nt
Organism: Trichoderma citrinoviride
Lineage: Eukaryota; Fungi; Ascomycota; Sordariomycetes; Hypocreales; Hypocreaceae
Product: kinase
Exons: 6
Coding region: 1-1731 (576 amino acids)
Biological process (GO): protein phosphorylation
Molecular function (GO): protein kinase activity; ATP binding
Source: RefSeq, a predicted model, not a curated record
AUGUCGACCAUUCAACAGCUCAAGAACUUUAUUCGCCAUGGCAAGCAAGCACGCACUGCCAAUUUCGCCGACGAACGCAAGAGUGACGCCGCUUCCCAGCCCGUACCACAGCCGCCUCCUGAAAAGACCGUGGCAACAGGUCCUCUCAGGAAAAUUGACGAGGCGAAUCUGGCUCAGAUCAUUGCCGAGGAGAAUGCCAGCAAGAGCAAGUUCCCCAAGUAUCCCGACCUGGAACGCUGGGAACUCCUCGAGAAGAUGGGCGACGGCGCCUUCAGCAAUGUCUAUCGUGCCCGCGAUUUGCAAGGAGAGCAUGGCGAAGUGGCCAUCAAGGUCGUGCGCAAGUACGAGAUGAAUCGCAUGCAAGGAAACAAACAUUUACAUCCAGACUUCAAGAAGAUACCAAAGGCUGCAGAGCGCUCCAACAUUCUCAAAGAGGUCCAGAUCAUGCGCCAGCUCGAUCACCCCAACAUCAUCAAGCUCAUCGAAUUCUCCGAGUCCAAGCAGUACUACUACAUCGUUCUGGAGCUGGCUCCUGGUGGCGAACUAUUCCACCAAAUCGUACGACUGACCUACUUCAGCGAGGAGCUCUCUCGCCAUGUCAUCGUGCGAGUCGCCAGAGCGCUCGAGUACUUGCACGAGGAGAAAGGCGUUGUCCAUCGUGACAUCAAGCCAGAGAAUAUCCUCUUCAACCCGAUACCGUUUGUUCCGUCCAAGCACCCGAAGCCGAAGCAGCCCGGAGACGAGGACAAGGUCGAUGAGGGCGAGUUCAUCCCCGGCUUGGGAGCCGGCGGCAUCGGCGAGAUCAAGAUUGCAGACUUUGGCCUGUCCAAGAUCGUCUGGGAGGCACAGACCAUGACGCCUUGUGGCACCGUUGGCUACACUGCACCCGAGAUCGUCAAGGAUGAGAGAUACUCCAAGUCGGUGGACAUGUGGGCGCUUGGCUGUGUGCUCUACACCCUGCUCUGCGGAUUCCCGCCCUUCUACGAUGAGAGCAUCGAGGUGCUCACCGAAAAGGUUGCCAAGGGCCAGUACACCUUCCUGUCACCAUGGUGGGACGACAUUUCGUCUUCGGCUAAGGACCUUAUCAGCCACCUGUUGACAGUGGAUCCCGACAAGCGUUACACCAUCAGAGAAUUCCUCGCUCACCCCUGGAUCCAAGAGGUUGGCCCGACGCCUCGAGACGAGAAGGCACCGGGCAUGGUGCCGCUCAAGCAGUUCGCCGCCACCCAGUUUGAAGAGAACGGAAAGCGGUACGACUUCCGAUCUCCCGCUGCCGUCAAUCUUCGCGAGGUGUUCGAUGUCAGCUAUGCCGUCCACCGCCAGGAGGAAGAGGCAAAGAGGAGAGCGCAGAUUGGAGCGCGGGCCGGCGGUGCGGGACGUCCCCUCGGUGGCCUCAACGAAGAGGAAGAAGAGGACGAGGAAGAAGAAGAGAGCGAUGUCGAUAACAUGGACGUGGAUGAAAAGUCCGCCCACCACAACGACAAGACGCGGGCCCUGGAGCAGAGCAUGCAAAGAGCCAACAUCCAGGACCAUGACACCGCCCAGAGCCGAGGACGGGAGCGAGAACGAGCCAGCGAGCGAGGCUACGGGCAGCACUCGGCGGCCGUGACCGCUGCCGCACGCCAGCAGGUGCGGGAGAGGCAACGCCAAAAGGGCGCGUUCGAGCUCAAUCUCGACAACGCAACGCUGCUGGGCAAGCGAGGCAAGAAGGUUCCCGUCAUGGGAGCAUAG